Alligator mississippiensis (American alligator) is the source of this 14986-nucleotide messenger RNA. RefSeq names its product protein tyrosine phosphatase non-receptor type 3 (gene PTPN3). The record is from RefSeq and is a predicted model, not a curated record. Gene Ontology annotation, cellular component: cytoplasm; cytoplasmic side of plasma membrane; cytoskeleton. Gene Ontology annotation, molecular function: cytoskeletal protein binding; protein tyrosine phosphatase activity. The transcript is spliced from 27 exons. Gene Ontology annotation, biological process: protein dephosphorylation. NCBI's taxonomy places the organism in Eukaryota, Metazoa, Chordata, Crocodylia, Alligatoridae. The coding region runs from base 271 to 3048 and encodes 925 amino acids.
AAAAAGCGGCAAGCCUGAUUUUCCCCCUUCUCUCCCCACCCAGAGCCUGCCUGCCUACUUGAGCUUCGCGGGGGGCCUGGUGCUUCCCUCCAUGGCUGUAGUGCCCCUCGGGACCACCCGAGUCGGGUGCUUGCUGGUGGGUGCCACCUGAGGGUGCUGCUGCCGUGGAGGGAAGCACCAGCCCCCCCUGCAGCCCAGGAACCGCUCUGCCCACUGGCAGCUCGCCCUCCCCUCUCCAGUGCCAGAGAGGCAGGUUAUUCAGAAAUAGUAAUGAACUCCCGGUUACGAGCAUUAAGUGGGAGGAUAAAUAAUGUACGUUCAUCAGAGCUGCCAAAAGAGAAGACCCGAUCGGAGAUUAUCUGUAACGUCCACUUUCUGGAUGGCUCAAUACAAAGCUUCAAAGUCAAUAAACAAGAUACUGGUCAGAUUUUGUUGGAUAUGGCUUAUAACCACUUGGGUGUGACAGAGAAGGAAUAUUUUGGUUUACAGCAAAAUGAAGAGGCAGUAGAUUCCCCUCGGUGGCUUGAAAUGAGCAAACCUAUCAAAAAACAGCUUAAAGGAGGUUUUCCCUGCACCCUGCAUUUUCGAGUAAGGUUUUUUAUACCUGAUCCCAACACACUGCAGGAGGAAAAAACCAGGCAUUUAUUUUUCCUGCAACUGAAAACAGCUAUUUUGGAAGGAAGGUUGACAUGCCCUCUUAAUUCUGCUGUUGUCCUGGCAUCUUAUGCAGUACAGGCUCAGCUUGGAGACUUUAACUCCACAGAACAUCAUUCAGGAUACCUUUCAAAUUUCUACUUUUUACCAGAUCAGAACAAAGAUUUUCUAAUCAAAGUUGAAUCGCUGCAUGAACAGCACAGUGGCCUCAAGCAAUCUGAAGCAGAGUCCUGUUAUAUAAAUAUAGCACGAACCCUUGAAUUUUAUGGAGUGGAAUUACACAGUGGUAGAGAUCUACAUAAUCUUGACCUGAUGAUUGGAAUUGCUUCAGGUGGCAUUGCUGUGUACAGAAAAUUUAUUUGUACAAGUUUCUAUCCCUGGGCAAACAUAUUAAAAAUUUCCUUUAAAAGGAAAAAGUUUUUUAUACAGCAACGACAAAAACAUAAUGAAACCAGAGAGCAUAUUGUUGCCUUCAACAUGUUAAAUUACAGAGCAUGCAAAAAUCUGUGGAAAUCUUGUGUAGAGCAUCACACGUUUUUUCAGGCAAAGUCACUACCUCAUGAAAACAAGAUAUUUUCUCAUUACUGGACCUUGGGUUCUAGAAACCUAACAAAGUCUGUAAACAACCAGUAUUGCAGAAAAGUCAUAGGUGGGAUGGUUUGGAACCCAUCAAUGAGGAGAUCUUUAUCGGUUGAACAUUUAGAGACCAAAAGCCUUCCUUCUCGGUCUCCUCCUGUUACCCCCAAUUGGCGGAGUCCUAGGCUACGUCAUGAGAUUCGUAAACCGCGACAUUCGUCUGUAGAUAACCUUACGAAUGAGAUUACAUACAUUACAGAAACUGAGGAUGUUUUUUAUACAUAUAAAGUCUCUCCAACCUCAAAGGACAGUGAUUCAGAGGUUUCCCAGAAUCGCAGUCCACGGAGGAGGUCACCUGAACAAGAAUCAUCAAAGAACAUAUUGGGAAAUAGUCCAUCACAGAGCUGUUUGACCCAUACUUCACCGAAUACCUCGACCCAGUCUCCCAGUGGUGUUGGCAACACUUCAGGCUCCUAUCCGUUGGACGGGGCGGAUCAGCAGUUUUCAGAAACAUAUGACAAUGUUACAAAGGGUAGCACCUCAGAAGAUUCCAGUCAGUACUACUGUGACAGGAAUGAAGUAAUAGAUGGGGAUUUACUUUCGGUGCAUAUUACCCCAGAUGAAGAUGGGAAAUUUGGAUUUAAUCUAAAGGGUGGUGUCGAUCAAAAAAUGCCUCUAGUGGUGUCAAGAAUAACUCCUGGGUCACCUGCGGAUAAAUGCAUCCCAAAACUAAAUGAAGGUGAUCAGAUAGUGUUAAUCAAUGGCCGAGACAUCUCAGAGCACACUCAUGACCAAGUGGUCAUGUUUAUAAAAGCCAGCAGAGAAUCACACACAAGGGAACUUGCACUUCUGGUCAAGCGGAAAGUUGUCAAACACUUUGUUGAGACCAAAUCUGAAGAUGAAGCUGAUUCUCAGAAUUUUCAAGAAUCCAUUCUUUCCACAUGUUCAGAGUACGGUGAUACACUAGAAGAGUCUAUGGAACAACUGAAGAAAGGUCUGGAAAAUGGGACAGUGCUCACUCAGUUUGAACAACUUUACAGGAAAAAGCCGGGGCUAGCUGUUACAUGUGCAAAAGUACCUCAAAAUAUGGACAAAAACCGAUACAAAGAUGUUCUACCUUAUGAUGCCACACGGAUAAUAUUGCAAGGAGAUGAAGAUUAUAUUAAUGCGAAUUAUGUGACUAUGGAAAUUCCUUCCGCUGGCAUCGUGAACAGAUAUAUUGCCACUCAGGGGCCUCUUCCACAUACCUGUGCACAUUUCUGGCAGGUAGUCUGGGAUCACAGGUUAACAUUGAUCAUAAUGUUGACAACCCUUACAGAACGAGGACGGACUAAAUGUCAUCAGUAUUGGCCUGAUCCACCAGAAAUAAUGGAGUAUGGCAACUUCCGUGUCAAAUGCCAGUCUGAGGAUUGCACUAUUGCCUAUGUUUUUAGGGAAAUGGUGCUUACAAAUAUUGAGACAGAGCAAGAACACAUAGUUACCCAUCUCCAGUAUGUUGCUUGGCCUGAUCACGGUGUUCCUGAUGACUCCACGGACUUCUUGGAGUUUGUGAACUGUAUGAGGCCAAAAAGAGUAAAAAACGAGCCAGUCCUUGUUCACUGCAGUGCUGGAAUAGGUCGCACUGGUGUGUUGGUCACUAUGGAAACAGCCCUGUGUUUAAUUGAAAGAAACCAACCUGUUUAUCCACUGGAUAUUGUAAGAAAAAUGCGAGAUCAGCGAGCUAUGAUGGUGCAAACAUCAAGUCAAUACAAAUUUGUGUGUGAAGCCAUUCUUCGUGUUUACAAAGAAGGAUUAGUUCGACCACUGGAUUCCAGUUAGUACAGCAGUGAAAAAUUGAAUUUCUUCUUUUUAAGGCGCUUCCAGUUUUUGGAAAGCAAUCAGCUCAUUUCCAUAACCAAGUAGAAAUGUUAUCAGAAGCCCAUGGGAAGACAAAUGAGCAUAUUUGAACUCUGGCACUUUACAUUUCUGUAGAAGAAUGCUGAAUCAUGUACAGUAUGUAGGAAACAUGUAGAUAUGUAUAUGAGAGCAAUUAUAUGUAAUAUGCAUUAUAUACAUGCACACUGAAAACAAAUAAUUGUGGAAACCUUAGCACGUAUCUUAUCUUGCUGCCUUAAAACAACUUUUUUCUCUAGAAAUUACUGUAGUUCUGAUGUUGCCCGUUCUAAAAUACAAGAGGAAAACCAGUAGUAGUAUUACAAAAUGGCCCAACUAAUGAAGUAGUGAGUCUCUUCACCUCUGCUAGGAGCUGAGGACUCAACACCUUUGAAGAGGUUGGUCCCAAAAUAAUCAUAGGCAAGGUAGUAUUGGUCAUGUUGUUUAUUUUAUAAAGAUGUCUCAAACAUUCUACACGAACAGAAUACCAGUGGCUGGCCAGUAAUUGAAUUGAAUUACUGGAGAAAUCAGUAUUGAAUUACUGGAGAAAUUAGUAUUCAGUAUUGAAUUACUGGAGAAAUUAAAGAACAAACUCCCAUAAACCUGGUAGCAAGUUAUAACCUGCCACCUAUACUAAUACACUUUCAGCAAGUCAUAUGUAGCAUAAAUGACACACUAACUCAUUUAUUUUGGUGAGAGUAUAAAAUGCAUUGGCCUAUGACCAGGUUUUCCAAUUGUUUAACCUCUGAGCAGCAAUGUAUUUCCUAUGCUCCUGUCUAUUGCACUCCUUUGCUCCCUUAUCUCUUCAGUAAUCCCAGUUUAUACUUUGUUUUGCUAUGUUCUGUUUCUCCUAUUUAAACAUUGUAAAUGUAAGCUUAUAUUUAGAGGCCUGAACCUCUAUAAUCUUUGUUUCUCUGUAUCUUUUUAGUUUUCAGUUUCAGGCAUGGGCUAGUAUUGCACAUGACUGCUAGACCCUUUAGCUUAUUCCAUAUGUAAAAAGUCUAAUCCAGUACUAGAGAAAAUAUACUACUGAACCUAUUAAAUAUAUUGCUGCUAAUUCAAGGUGUAAAUUUUAUGAAGGCACAAAAGUAACUAGGAUUUGGACAGUUAUACAAUAUUGACUUAAUUCAACAGAAAUCUUAUUCCAAUCCAGUGCAGUGCAGCUUUGUGUAGUGUGAGCAGUGCUGAUCUUUAAUGUCUCUUGCCUUUCAAUAAAUGCAACCAACUUCAUAUGAAGAUUCCUAUGUAAAGAAAGAAUGAUUUUGUGCACUGGUAAAUAAUCCAUACUAAGGUACAAUGGUCUUGCUUUCAUUUCAAAGCAGGAGAGAAUUGAACUUUCAGAUCAAUAUAACCACAAUUUUGUGAUGUUAAUUUAUUCAGUAUGCUCUUUUGGAUUGUCCUAGAUAAUUCUGUUUAUUUCUAUAUAAAUACUGUGUUAAUUUUAGAGAAAAUAUUCUAUGAGAUUGUAUAGAAUACUGUUAUUUAAAACUUAGUUCUAAAUAAGGAAGUUGUCUAAAAAUCUAUACAUGAGCAUAUUACUCAAAUGUUUAUAUGUGUACAAAAAGAAAGUUAUCUUAUUUUCUCCUAAUAUAUAUAUGCACAUAAAUACUCAUUUAUAUUUUAGAACUAUAAUUUGUAUUAUAGACACUACAAUUUUUAUCUAAUGUUUAAUUAUUUUAUUGUGCUUGCUAUGCUUGAAUACUCUGCAGCAUCUUAUGACCAACAGGGUUUUUUUUCAGAAGAUAGUUUAAAGUUCAUGUAGUACCUAUUAAAUCACUGACUACCCUGUUCUGUGGUUCAGUUCUUUCUUGGAGAUUAUGGUUGCUUGCAGACAUUAAAAAGCAAACAAAAAAAAUUCACCUUAUUGGAAGAAGCAUACUACUUUGACUGGGCUCUGCAGCAUCUGCAUAGAUUGGGCACUUCAGCAGGGCUUUUUGGUGCUUUUAUAUAAAGCUGAUUCAAUCACCUGUUAGAUAAAAGUGCCAAAAAAAACCCCUACUAAAGCGCCUGAUGUAUACAGACUUUGGGUGAGCCGGGUCCAACUGACAUGCUGCCUCUUCUGGGCAUGCUCUGGGCUCAGUGCAGGAGCAUGCCAAGUUUAAAGCAAAGCAGCAUUUGUCUGUUUCUUUUGUUUAAUGUCUGCAAGCAACCUAUAUUACUAGUCAGAGAUGGAGGUGGGUAACCUAUUUUGGGUAAUACUCAGUUAAGAAAUUAAUGCUGUUUUAGAACAAAUGAGGUAAUCCGUCAGUUUUGGUGAUGUGGGUUGGUCAGCAAGUGAGAAGUGGUUUUACUCAGUGGUUUGGGCAUGGGCUGGAAGUUAAGAUACUGGUUCUAAGUCCUAUUCUGACUUUAUCUCAUUUUAAAUCACCUAACCUCUUUAUACCUCAGUCACUCCAAUGUAAAAUGGAGCUGCUUAUUCUUGCUUGUACCUUGUAUAAAGUGUGUUGAAAAAUAUACAGGCAAAUUCCUAUAUAUGUACAUAUUUAUAUUACAGAAUUUUCAGAUAUUUGGAAAAAAGGUUAGUGCUGCCACACUGGAAAUAUAACAACUGUAGGUAGUAGCAAAGGAACCUUGUCUUCCACUUGGCUCACUGCCAGGAGACUUAUAUUAUUGUCAUUAUUAUUAUUCUGUUUUCCUUUGCAUCGACUCAGCACUUUAGAAGUAUACUCGUCCACAUCUGCCUAUCCCGGGCUAUGAAAAGAGCAGGUUAUUCUGUUACUGGUAACUGAUACUAUAACAAGAGAUCAGAAAGAGAAAUGAGUGCAAGACAGCAAAAGGAGUGUAUUUAGGCUCCCUCCUUCCCCCACUUCCCCCUGGCUUGUGACAUGCAUUUAAUUUUAUUAAGUAUUUCAUUAUUUUAUAACCUAUUUGUUUUUUAGACCAUUGAUAUAUUUCUUUCAGUACUCAUACCUCUCUCUCUGAAUUGAAUGUAUAAUACUUACCAAAAUGCAAUAAGUUUCUUCAGGACAUAGUUCCAAUAUUCUCCAGCUGUACUGCACAACUUUAUCUGGCAUAAUACCAUAUGCAUUUAAGACAGUAUCAUCAGAUUUUGACAUAUAUAGUUCUUCUUUUUAUUUGUUAGUAAAUCUAGAGAGAAUAAAAGGCUUCUGUCUUGCACAUCUGCAAAUUAACACUUGGACUCUGAACAACUUUACAUAUGCAAAUCUGAAAUAGCAAUACCUAAGGUAUUGCUGAAGUAGCAUUAACUUCAGAAAUCCCUAAAUUGAGUUUUUAUAAUUCAUGCUUUAAAAAAAAAAAAUCAAAGAGCACAUAUUGGGUUAGAGACCAAUAAGUCAUCUAAUUCUAUUUCAGUUUUCCUGCGUUUUGCAUGAGUACUCUAACUGACCUAGGUAGAUCUUCACUGGAGAAUGAAGUACUGUACUACUUGUGUUCAGAAAGAGGUUUUUUCCCUUAUUUAACAUGAAGGGGGAAAAGCCCCUCAUCUUGGUAUUGAGUGUGAGGGUUUGGCUGGGAUGUAUGCAGCUGGGCCUGCGGUAGGCCACUAGGAGUAACUUGGGGGUCAGCAAGGCAGGGACGCAUAGAUCAGAGCAUCAGAUCAGGGUCUGCAUUGGCAGAGCGGAGAGUGUGGGACCAAGUUCCAAGGGAGCCAGGAGGUGAAAUCUGAGUGAUGUAGUAUGAACUGUAAGGUGAGGUCGGGAGCCAGGAGUUGGAGACCUGGUGCCAAGAUCCAAGGAAGAUCUGAGGCUAGAGUCAAGGAAGCCAAGCUGAGUCAUGGUUUCAGAGAAAUCAGAGAUAGCACCAGAACCAAGGUUCAGGGGAGGGCCAAGGAAAGCCAAAGCCAAGUCAGGAGCUAGGAGAACCAGACAGCAGCAAACACAAGGCUUGCCAGAAUAGACUGAGGCUGUAUGAAGGCAUGUCUGCAGCCUGAGACUUGAGAUAUGGUUAUAAGGCGUCAGUGGUGCUUUCAGCUGCCAAUCCAAUUGCAGAGAACUGGGGGCAUUAGCCAGGUAUUGGGGGCAGGUGUAAUGACCCAGGAGCUUGGCCAAGCCAGACAUGCUUGAUCAGAGCCCCUGAUGUCCUGUAUGAGGCAAUGGAGGGCAGAUAGCUGUUGUAGCUCCAGCUCUGGCCCCAACCCUGGGUCAGGGCUGGAGAUGCAGUGCUACUGCCUGCCCCCUCCUGCCUCUGCACCCCCUGCCACUCCUCCACAGCCUCGGGCCCCCUCCACCCUUCCUCCCCCAUUCCCACUCCCCUCCCCCAUACUUUUGCUCCAGCACUGGCAGGCACUGUCCCCAUUGGAGCAUGGAACACAGUCCCCAUCCAGCCCUGUAGCCAUGGUACAGGUUCUGUGCUUCUGCUAUGGGCCUGUGCUCUGUGCCCCAGGCUGCAACAGGGGUAGGGAAUCCUGGCAUGGAGCAAAGGUAAGUGGCAGGGGGGGCAGGUAGGGGUAAAGGCUUUGGGGCAGGGGAGCAGGGACCCAUGGCUGUGGGGGGGGAAGCACAAGGAGGAAGUAAGUUUGAGGGAGAGAGGGGACCAGCAGCAGGAGGCAAGGUGCCUACCUGCUCACCAACCUCACACUGCCUGUCCCCCAUUGCUCCCUCCACCCCUGCUCCAAUACUGCCUCCUCAGAUACAUGUGUCCCCCCCCACCUACCCCAUUACUACCCCACUUAUCACCUGUCCCUCCACCUGCAGUAGUGCUGGUGAUGAAUUUAAGAUGAUUCCCCAUUAAUUAGAUUCAAAACAUGGAAAACUAUAACAAACAUAAAUUGUCCACAUAUAGAAUUUAGUUAAUGGGGGGCGGUCAUCUUAAAUUCAGGGUCUUCUUAGAUUUAGGUAAGUUUUUGUCAUCUUUCUCCAUGUGAUGGAUUUGCAGUGGAGGAUAAACCUCUGAAUUUAAUUUUGUGACCAAAGAUUCAUAGAUUCAUAGAUGUUAGGGUCGGAAGGGACCUCAAUAGAUCAUUGAGUCCGACCCCCUGCUGGGUCUAGAUGACCCCAACUAGAUGCUCAUCUAACCUCCUCUUGAAGACCCCCAGGGUAGGGGAGAGCACCACCUCCCUUGGGAGCCCAUUCCAGACCUUGGCCACUCUAACUGUGAAGAAGUUCUUCCUAAUGUCCAAUCUAAAUCUGCUCUCUGCUAGCUUAUGGCCAUUAUUUCUUGUAACCCCCGGGGGCGCCUUGGUGAAUAAAUACUCACCAAUUCCCUUCUGUGCCCCCGUGAUGAACUUAUAGGCAGCCACAAGGUCGCCUCUCAACCUUCUCUUGUGGAAGCUGAAAAGAUCCAGUUUCUCUAGUCUCUCCUCGUAGGGCUUGGUCUGUAGGCCAUUAAUCAUACGAGUGGCCCUUCUCUGGACCCUCUCUAGGUUAUCUGCAUCCCUCUUGAAUUGCGGCAUCCAGAAUUGCACGCAGUACUCCAACUGCGGUCUGACCAGCGCCCGAUAGAGGGGAAGUAUCACCUCCUUGGACCUAUUCGUCAUGCAUCUGCUGAUGCACGAUAAAGUGCCAUUGGCUUUUCUGAUGGCUUCGUCACACUGCCGACUCAUGUUCAUCUUGGAGUCCACUAGGACUCCAAGAUCCCUUUCCACUUCCAUGCCACCCAGCAGGUCAUUCCCUAGGCUGUAGGUGUGCUGGACAUUUUUCCUCCCUAGGUGCAGCACUUUGCAUUUCUCCUUGUUGAACUGCAUCCUGUUGUUUUCUGCCCACUUGUCCAACCUGUCCAGAUCUGCUUGCAGCUGUUCCCUGCCCUCCGGCGUGUCCACAUCUCCCCAUAGCUUUGUGUCAUCUGCAAACUUGGACAGAGUACAUUUCACUCCCUCGUCCAAGUUGCUGAUGAAGACAUUAAAGAGUAUCGGUCCAAGGACCGAGCCCUGCGGGACCCCACUGCCCACACCCUUCCAGGUCGAAACCGACCCAUCCACCACGACUGUCUGGGUGCGACCCUCCAGCCAAUUCGCCACCCACCGGACUGUGUAGUCAUCCAAGUCACAGCCUCUUAACUUGUUCACCAGUAUGGGGUGGGAUACCGUAUCGAAGGCCUUCCUGAAGUCUAAGUAUACAACAUCCACCCCUCCUCCUGUGUCCAGGCGUUUCAUAACCUGAUCAUAAAAAGAAACUAGAUUGGUCAGGCACGAUCUGCCUGCCACGAACCCGUGCUGGCCUAUAGUUGCUUUUUAGUUGCCAUAAAGGGUAGAAGGUAGAGUGGUCCUCUCAACUCCAGUCUUUUGGUCACUCAUAUGUGAACUGUAAAUGAAAACUGGGUACUUGUGAGUACUUGAGUACUUACUUAUGAGUGGGAAUUAAUCACUUAACCUGCUGCUUGGUGAGAGGGCAGCAGGACAGGCCCUACUAGGAGAGACUGAAGAACCUGAACCUGUUCAGCCUCAGCAAGAGGAGGCUGACGGGGGACCUGGUGGCUGCCUACAAGCUCAUCAGGGGGGAUCAACAGCAAAUAGGCAGAGCUCUUUUCUCCCCAGCACCACCUGGGGUGACAAGGAACAAUGGUCAUAAGCUGAUGGAGAAUAGGUUUAGGUUGGAGAUCAGAAGGCAAUAUUUUACAGUUGCCACCUUUUACAGGGUGGCCAAAAUCUGGAACCAACUUCCCAGAGAGGUGGUCCUCGCCCUUACCUUUGGCAAAUUCAAGAGGAGGUUGGACGAUCACCUGUCUGGGGUCUUGUGAACCCAGCAUUCAUUCCUGCCUGUGGCAGGGGGUUAGGCUAGAUGAUCUGUUCAGGUCCCUCCUGACCCUAGCUACUAUGAAACCUCUAAAAUAAGUAGGGUACUAAAAAAAGGAAGGUGCUGUGAAAUCAUGGUUCUCUAUACAACAUAACAAAAAUGUUAACCUCAUUUUUUUUAAAGUAGUCUAUUAGUAAAAUAGCACUCAAAAUUCAUAGCUUGCAAAAAUUGGCCUUAUGUAUUCUUCCCCACUGGAAAAAGUACUUACAUUUUACUCGAUUCAAAAGUGUAAAUAUUAUUUUAACAAAAUAGCUUUAUAUAUGCUAUGCAAGAAAACCAAAAAGCCUGUUAGAAGUGUGUCUAGAAAUUUGACAAGAGAGUACCACAGAAGCCAAAAUUUGGUAUUUGAUAGCUGUGGGAGAAGGAGCUGGUCUUACCAUAUGUUGAACAUAAAUAAGGUGCCAUAAACCCACUUUUGCCCCUAAUGUAUCCUCAGUCUAAAUCCAGGUAAAAUACCCCCCCCCCCAUGUGAUUUAGACUGGAUACUUUUUUUAUUCUACUUGGUCAGACAGUAAUCAUACCAUGCUUAAAUAUCCCUCCAUAGCCCUUGAUUUUGCCUUAAAUUAUGCAUGUCUAAAAUGUUCCUAAUUAUUCAGCAACGUGGUUUUCUUUACAUCCGAUGUCUUGCUCACUAUGUAAUAGCUGAUAAACACUUUUUAAAGAACAGUACCUCUGAAAUACUAAUGAAUUUUGCAUCUGUUUUAUUCCUACUUUUAUACCCUACUAACUCACACUUGUGGGUGGUAUCCUUAUGUGCCAAAAUGAAAAAAAAUUAUGUAAUAAUGCAUAAAAUAUGUCAAUAAUGCAUAACAAUCGUUCACAGUUGAUCAGCUUUAAAAUUACUUAAUUUAAACAGUAAUAUACUUCUCUUUAGACUUAACAUUGACUUUGUUUUAAAAUGUCCUUUAAGAAAGCACUUAGAGGUAAAUUUAUUUUGCUCAUUACAUAAAGCCUUUGCAGAAAGAAUGUGCAUUAGGAAAUGCUUAUUUCCAUUGUUAACCCUGCAAUUAUUCCAAUUGUUUAAAAGCUUGUGUAUAUUGAAACCAUGCAGAAUCUAAAGUUCUGACACAACACUUAUAUUCAAAGGGAAUUGAAAGCCAAGUAAAUGAUUAAAUCAUUUUUAAAACAAUGUUUUAAUUAGGGGUGCAUGAGAUGGGCCCUAUUCGAUUCAAAUUCGGCAAAGAAUAAGGGAUAAUGAUUCGAUUUGUUGAUUUGGAUCACUGUCCCUAGUUUGAUUCGGCCAAAUCUGAAUCUGAAGAUUUGAUACUGAUUUAGAGAAUCAGUGAUUCGGCCAUAAGACACAGCUUUAAAUGUUUUUUCAACAUACGUUGAGGUGCAGGGUGCAGCUUGUGAACACUGUGAUGCUGGGGUAGAUGAAGUGUCCCACAGGAGCAUGGAGGCCCCCCUCCCCCCCCCCGCAUAUAUGCUUGGUGGUGAACAGAGAAGUGGACCAGAAGUAUUUCUGAUCCGCUUCUGGGUCCGCUGGGGAGUAUGCGGCGGAGUGGGGGGUGGCUCGGUGAUCAGUCAUGGGGGGGACCCCGGGUGCUCCCCCCCCCCAACCCAGGAGGCACCAGUCAUUGAGCUGGGGGGCUGCGGCAGGGCACCCCACAGCGUGCUUUCUGGCAGACCCAAAAGUGAACCGAAAGUGCUUCUGGUCCAUUUCUGAGUCUCCUGCCAAGUGUGUUGGGGAGCCCUCCGCACUCCUGUGGGACGCUCCAUGCACCCCAGCAUCGCAGCAUUCAUGAGCCUCCUGGUACCUAGAGGUAUGUAGAAAAAACAUUUAAAGCUGUGUCUGUGUCCAAUUUGCUGAAUCUCUCCAAAUCAGUUCAGAGGGUUCCGAUUCAAUUCAGAGAAAUUAAAGGGUCCUCUGAUUCAAUUCAGUUCGGAUUCAGAGAUCCGGCCACUGAAUCAGGCUAAAUCUCCGUAGAAUCAAAUCGGGGACUGAAGCUUCGCAUAGCCCUAGUUUUUAAUUAAAUGUAUUCUCUUCCAUCUAUAGACCUGGCACUGACAGACAGUGUUAAACCAUCUCAGAUGCUUGUCUGUUCUAACAAUAGCAGAUUAAGUAUAGCAGUUAAAUGUAUAUGUUUGGAUUCAGUGUUCUUUACCAUAUUUCAUUUUCCAGUUGCAUACCCAACAGUAGUUUUACAAAGAGCAGUAUUUAUAAUCAGUGGAACUUACCCAGUUUUAGAAAUAUGGGGUUUUUUCAAUAAUCAUCUCUUCAACUGGUUGUGUAGAUUGAUGCACUUAAGUUUUCUCUAAUUUUUCCCAGUUCAUGAAAUGCAGGACAAGUACUUAUACUUUUCCUUCGUCCUUUCCAAAUACUUAACAUUUUUAUCUGCACUCCUAUUUAAGCAGUGCACAGUACCUAAGACAACACAAAGCUUUACCUGAGUAAAAUUUCCUUAAAUAAAUAUUAAGACAGGGAAUGUGGGAAUUCAGUACCAGAUUAUGGUGGCUGCUAGCACUGUGUAUAAUAUUUAAUAUAUACUAAUUCUUCCACUAAGUAAGCGCCCAGAGAAAUAUCAAUUGCGUUGUACCUCAGGUGGCCUGGGAGGUGGAAAAAAUGAACCUCAUACGUAUUGCUUCAGUUUUUAGUCCAGUCCACACUACAGAAAUUUCCAAGUUUCCCAUUGUUGCUAAAGUCCAUCACUUUCACUGAUGUUAGCAACAUUGGUAAUCCUGAUACAGACAAGUUCACAGCUGUUAUCAGUGUUCUAAACACUAUGUUCUUCAUACCCUAUCUAAAUAUUGCCAGAUGAGAUUGUACUUAAGACAGUUUAUGCUUAAGAUACCCCCCAGGAUUGUUUUAGUUCUGCUGUUGUUCAUCAUAUGAGCAAUGACGAGUAAAACAUUUUAAAAGCAGGCAAGUUAAUUUUUCUAGAGCAGAUGAGACUUGGAUGGCUAAUAUAAAAAAGGAAAAAAAUAUUAAUUACACAUGAUAAAGAAAGAAAAAAUACAAUACAAAUUUCCUCUUUUUGGCCCGUCACCUAUACAGUGUUCUUACAGGCAUUGUUUCAGUGAGGAGGAAGGGAAAGCAAUCUCCAUAAUUAGCAAAAAAAAAAAAAUCCAUUUCAGUUGAAAUUGACCUAGAAAGAAGAUAACAAAUUGGACUUGUGCCCUUUGCUGCAUAGUAAUUUUAAAAAAUAAAGUUCUGAAGGUUGUUUCUCUCAAAAAGAGGUUUGGAGGGGAACUAAUAAAGUUAUGAAAUGGCAAGCAUUAUGUCCAAAACAUGGAGAAUUGAGGAGUGAUUCCUAGGUAGAUAGAGGCCGUCUAGCUGAAUCUUUUGGAACGAGGUUGUGCAAAAUACUCAACUCUUUAAGAUACAAGAAUCUGUAAAAUAUAUAUAUAUAUAUCUAUAUAUAUCUAUAGAUGUAUCUCUAUCUAGAUCUAUCUAUCUAUAUAUAUAGAUUUAGAUCUAGAUAUCUAUAUAUAUCAAGUCUUCAGGUGGAAUAAAACAUUAUUAAUUAAAAGUCCUUUGCACAUAAUUUUUAAAUUUGACAUGGAGAAUUUGUUUUUUCUACCCAAGGAAGAAAACCGAGUAAGAGAUUACCUAUACUACAAUCACUGCUGUUGCCACUUUUGUGUAGACACUGUAGCUGACUUGUUUACUGUUAGCGAUGCUGCACUGAUAGUACUAGCUGUAAAUAGAUGUCUCAUUUGACAUGAGUCUGACUGCCCUGGGGUUUGACCCAGAUCAAAACAGAAGUGGCACAGCCACUUGUGCAUUACCCUUCCAAGCGCAUUACUGCUCUUCUGCUAGUACACAACAGUGGCCACCAAGAGCACACAGCCUAGCCAACUCAUCCUAGGAAUAACCUACAGUAACCUUACACGCACACAGCCAUGUCUUGACAAAAAAUGUUAGCACAUUUUAUCCCACAUACUUCAGAAGGACUUAAAGUGGGACAGUGGACUUGUAUGUCUGUAGGAUCCCAGGAUAAAAGAAUUGCUCCCAGAACAAAAGCAAGUCUGUUUACAGCUGUGGAACUCAAUUGACUGUUAGGGUCUCAGUCAAUUGACUCAGCUUCUUUUGUAGGUGUUUCAACCUGCAGCAAUACUACUGAAACCCGAGGUGGCUAGAUUAAAGCUAAUUUGGGUUCAAUUGCACAAGUUGCAGUCACAGCAAUGACUUCAACGUAGAUGCAUUUUAAAUCCUAGUCAGGGGAAAAACUCAAUCCAGCUAAGUGUUAGCUCUCAUAAAACUAGCUUGUGUUAAAUAAGUGAUAUACUGUCAUUGUUUCAAUUGACUGUUUUUUUUUUUAAGCAGUGCCCUUUAACGUAUUUCAUUGAUACUGUGUUGUUAGAAUUGUUUCCUAAUUUGUAAUAGAAAUUGAGGAAGAUAUAAGGAAGAUUAGGAUGGGAGUUUGUAUUUGCUCUCAACUGUAAAUAAUUUUCAAAUCUAGGUUUCUUAAAAUAAAUAAAUGCUGAAUCAUGUAUUCUAGUUUCCUGUACAGUAAGUAUCAACCAUAAUUUAUUUAUGUUUCUAUUUCCAUGUAGCAUUGAUAGAGAGAUGCAAGAAAAGUAGAGGGGCAGUCUUACCAAAGCUUUAAAAUGUAGCAUAUGUUCAUAAGGAUAAAUGAUGUAUUAUUAAAACCUAGCCUUUAUUUCAAUAGAUAUAUGUCCCAUGCUGUCAACAUUACUGGAAUAAAAUAUGUAAAACUUGGGGAAAUCAGAAAGCUUGGCAAGUAACUGCCAAAGUUUGACGUUCACUGGCUAAAUUUAUAUUUUUAUAUCUGUUUAGGUAGAAUUUUUCUCUGAAAUGUAGACAAAACACGUAAAAUACUAGAUGUUUAAUGAUUCUAGGUAUUUUUGUUAACAAUUGUUUCUGUGCCAGUUGUUUCUUCUACUGAGAUCUUAGCUGCCAGUGCAUAAAAGUAAUAUGAGUUGAUGUGUCUGGAGGGGAGAGGGAAGGAGAUAAUUUUAUAUCCUUAGCAGUGCUUAUCUUUUAAAUCAUUAAAAUGUAAAUUGAUGUUAAUAUUUCAAAGUUUAAUUUAUUGUUAAAAAUGUAGACGUACUUUCUUCCCGAAAUGAAUGUAUCAUUUUUCUUUUUUAUUUUUAUAGGAAUAAAACUUUGGUUAUUGUUUUCAGUAUAAAUUUCUUGGGUUAUUGGACCUGUUUGAACAGAGAUUAUUAUGGUCACCAUUUAUGUUCUUGGUUAAUGGCUACUGGUGAAAUAAAACAUUUUUGGUAAUAUA